Molecule: messenger RNA, 1033 nt
Organism: Salvia miltiorrhiza (redroot sage)
Lineage: Eukaryota; Viridiplantae; Streptophyta; Magnoliopsida; Lamiales; Lamiaceae
Product: NDR1/HIN1-like protein 26
Exons: 1
Coding region: 277-840 (187 amino acids)
Biological process (GO): defense response to other organism
Source: RefSeq, a predicted model, not a curated record
AGGGACACUAUGUGAGUGUUGGGGGCUACCACUAACACUGCUUUCUUUCUACAAUCAAUACUGAUCUUCUUUUUCAAGUCCCUUUUCCAAACUCAUUUAGCACCACACUGUUUUUCAUAAUCUUCUACUACACAUGCUACAUUUUAUUUGUAUCACACUAAUUGAAGCAGACCUUUUAAUCACUCACUUUUCAUUCAAAUAUAGCUGCAUUUCCCUUCAUCUUCCACUUCCUCAUUUAUUUUCCUCACCAUUGGCUAUACUCUCUCUCUCUCUGCAAUGUCCAUAAUCCACGAGAAAUCUCCCAAACACUGCGCAGAGAAGCAAGCAACGAGAAUAUCCAACAGAUCAAAGAAGAAGGCAUUGAUCUACGCUUCGAUAUUCUUCCUCUCCCUCAUUCUCAUUCUCCUCCUCUGCUUCAUCCUCCACCCCACCAAUCCUCACUUGUCUCUCACACAAGCUAGCAUCAAUCACCUCAACUCCUCCAUUAACCUCACUCUCCUAUCCACCAAUCCAAACAAGAUCAUCGGAAUCUACUACAGUGGAUUCCUCAUACAUGCUUCCUACAACAGCCACGCCAUCACUCCCAACACUUGGAUUCCACCAUUCUUUCAAGAUCAUCAACAGACCAACCUUCUCAGCGCCUCGUUGCUCGCAAACGCAUCUCUGCCUCACCCGGUCGCCGGAAAAGUGCCCUUGGGUUUCACGGCCGCCGGCACCCUCAGGUGGAAAGUUGGGAUUUGGAUUUCGAGAAGAUAUAGAAUCAAUGUAGAUUGUAUGAGUGUUUUGCCCUUGACUCCAUUGAAUUCCAAACAAGCCGCACUUUGUUCUACUUCCAUUUGAAGACUUGAAUUCAUGAAUCGUCAUUGUCAUAUAUGGCUUUGCUUGUUUACCAACAAUAAGGCAUAAGCUUCUUCUUCUGCUUCUGCAUGCUUUUUUUUUCUUUUUCUUUUUCUUUUAUGAUUAAAUAUUGUCUAGAAAUCUGUAUUUAUAAAAUUACCAGUGAUUGUUGAUUAUAUAUCUCUACUUUAUCUUU